Molecule: messenger RNA, 6685 nt
Organism: Sorex araneus (European shrew)
Lineage: Eukaryota; Metazoa; Chordata; Mammalia; Eulipotyphla; Soricidae
Gene: TBC1D5
Product: TBC1 domain family member 5
Exons: 25
Coding region: 699-3149 (816 amino acids)
Biological process (GO): activation of GTPase activity
Molecular function (GO): GTPase activator activity
Source: RefSeq, a predicted model, not a curated record
GGGCGCGCGGCGGGAGGCGGCCGCCGUUACGGCGCGAGCGUGGUCACGUGCGCGCUGGUCACCGCGCCGCCAGCCCCUCCCGCCCUGUUCUCUUUCUGGUCGGGCCGGGCCCGAGCGGUUCCACGAGCGCCGGGCGAGAGACUGAGGGAGAGACAGAGACAGAGAAAGAGAGAGAGAGAGAGGAGAGACAGGGGAGAAAAAAAAAAAAGAGGAGGGGAGGAGGAGGAUUCAGAUUCAGGGAGUAGGAGCUGGGGAAGCCUUCUGCGCGACAGAAAAUUUCCCAAGAUUUGGUGAAGAUUGGAAAGCUGUCAGAAGACUGUAGCACUGCUAUGCAAUAAGUCUUCAAAAACAAGUGUCUUUGCUGUGUUUCCAGCAGCUCAAUUGAAGAGCUCAGGUGGUCUCCGAUUCUUGCUUCUUCUUUACUCGUUAUCUGCCAACCAAGGUGUGUGUUUGGAAACCUCUGCUGACCCGAGACUGGAGUCCUCUUUGACCCACAACAGGAGCAUGUGUUUUCCAGUGCCAGUCAGAUUUGCGGACCAGUAAAGUCCUAUUGAAAGGUACUGUGGAAGGAUGCACAGUGGUGUUCACACAUAGCAUACGUGUUAGAAAAGAAAAGGGGGACAAGGCCGGCGUUUUAAACAGGAAUCGGAAGAAGCUUACCUCUGGAUUUCUCAUUGUUGUGCAGUCCAGUUGCCACAAUGUAUCACUCUUUAUCUGAAACCAGACACCCUCUGCAGCCGGAAGAGCAGGAAGUGGGCAUUGACCCAUUGUCAAGUUACUCAAGCAAGUCUGGAGGAGAUUCAAAUAAAAAUGGAAGAAGAACAAGUUCAACUUUAGACUCUGAUGGGACUUUUAAUUCCUACAGGAAAGAAUGGGAAGAACUAUUUGUAAACAACAAUUACUUGGCAACAAUAAGGCAGAAGGGGAUUAAUGGGCAGCUGAGAAGCAGCAGGUUCCGCAGCAUUUGCUGGAAGCUAUUUCUUUGCGUUCUUCCUCAAGAUAAAAGUCAGUGGAUCAGUAGAAUCAAAGAAUUAAGAGCAUGGUACAGCAGCGUUAAAGAAAUUCACAUCACCAACCCAAGGAAGGUCGUUGGCCAGCAAGACUUGAUGAUCAAUAAUCCCCUCUCGCAGGAUGAAGGGAGCCUUUGGAACAAAUUCUUCCAAGAUAAAGAACUACGAACAAUGAUUGAACAGGAUGUCAAAAGAACGUUUCCUGAAAUGCAGUUUUUCCAACAAGAAAAUGUGAGAAAAAUUCUUACAGAUGUUCUUUUCUGUUAUGCUAGAGAGAACGAGCAGUUGCUUUAUAAACAGGGCAUGCAUGAGCUCUUAGCGCCCAUCGUCUUUAUCCUCCACUGUGACCACCAAGCCUUUCUUCACGCCUGUGAGUCUGCACAACCAAGUGAGGAAAUGAAAGCUCUUUUGAACCCUGAGUAUCUGGAACAUGAUGCCUAUGCAAUGUUCUCACAACUUAUGGAAACUGCAGAACCUUGGUUUUCAACUUUUGAGCAUGAUGGUCAAAAGGGGAAAGACGCACUGAUGACCCCCAUCCCCUUUGCUCGGCCCCAGGACUUAGGGCCUACGAUUGCCAUUGUGACCAAGGUCAACCAGAUCCAGGAUCAGCUCCUGAAGAAGCAUGAUAUCGAGCUCUACAUGCACUUGAACAGACUGGAAAUUGCCCCACAGAUAUAUGGCCUGCGGUGGGUCCGGCUACUGUUCGGACGAGAGUUUCCUCUACAGGAUCUUCUGGUGGUCUGGGAUGCCCUGUUUGCAGACGGUCUCAGCCUGAGUCUCGUCGACUAUAUUUUCAUAGCCAUGUUACUCUACAUCCGAGAUGCUUUGAUUUCUAGUAACUACCAGACCUGUCUCGGCCUUCUGAUGCAUUACCCGGUCAUCGGUGAUGUGCACUCCCUGAUUCUAAAGGCGCUCUUCCUGCGUGACCCCAAGAGAAAUCCAAGACCAGUGACUUAUCAAUUCCAUCCAAAUUUAGAUUAUUACAAAGCUCGUGGCGCAGACCUUAUGAAUAAAAGCCGGACCCAUGCCAAAGGCGCUCCCCUGAAUAUAAAUAAGGUCUCCAAUAGCCUGAUUAAUUUUGGAAGAAAGUUGAUUUCUCCUGCAACAGCCCCAGGCAGUGCCAGUGGCCCUGUUCCUGGGGGCAAUAGCAGCAGCAGCAACAGCGGCCCCAGCCCUUCGGUGGGGCCCCCCAGGACCUUAGCAGAAGCCCCCAGGCAUCAUUUGCAGCAGCAGCAGCAAAGGCUGAUGAAAUCGGAAAGUAUGCCGGUGCAGUUGAACAAAGGCGAUGUAGUUACAGGAAGCGAUGCUCAGGUUUCUGUUCCUGUCCAGACUCUAACUGACCUCCAAGGACAAAGUUCUAAAAACAUCAGUUCAUCUCCAAGUAUUGAGAGUUUGCCUGGAGGAAGAGAAUUCACGGGUUCUCCACCUUCCUCUGCUACGAAGAAGGAUUCCUUUUUCAGCAACAUCUCUCGCUCCCGCUCACAGAGCAAAACUAUGGGAAGGAAAGAAUCUGAAGAGGAGCUAGAAGCCCAGAUUUCCUUCCUUCAAGGACAGUUAAAUGACCUGGACGCCAUGUGCAAGUACUGUGCGAAGGUGAUGGACACCCAUCUCGGAACUAUUCAAGAUGUGAUACUACAAGAAAAUUUGGAGAAAGAAGACCAAAUUCUGGUUUCCCUGGCAGGGUUAAAGCAGAUCAAAGACAUUCUGAAAGGUUCCCUGCGCUUCAACCAGAGCCAGCUGGAAGCGGAGGAGAACGAGCAGAUCACCAUCGCCGACGACCACUACUGCUCCAGCGGCCAGGGCCAGGGCCCCCGCGCGCCUGGGCCCGAGGAGCAGGCCCCUCCGGAAGCGCCCGGGCUCAGCGACCGAGGGAGCGCCGACGGCUUCAUCCUGGUUUCCAAGGAAGAGGAGGCGGGCAGUGCCAGGGGGCCCUUCCCCGGCCAGGCCCAGCCUCUCCGUGCCCUCAGGAGUGCGUCGGGCAGAGGCGAGGCCCUGGCCCGCACACCCCUGCUCUUCUCCGACCCGCUGAUGGGCUCAGCCUCCGCCUCCUCCAGCAACCCCAGCUCCAGCCCGGACGACGACAGCAGCGGCCACAGCAAGGACUCUGGCUUCACCAUCGUGAGCCCCCUGGACAUCUGACCCCGGCCUCGCGGCCUGCCCGGAGGGGAGCUGCCCCGAGGCCCUCCUGAGGCCCCCACCCCACCCCAUCCCACGGGGUCCCCUCUGAAGCCAACGACUCUUCCCCACUUGCCUGUGACCGCGGGGCAGCCCCUUGGUGUCCGUGAAGAGCCAAAGCGCCGAAAGGCGUCUGGGCCCGACCCUCCCCGUCGAGCCCCAGCUCGGACCCAGUGUCACACUCGCGGUCGGGAAAAGACCAGACCACCCGGAAACUCACUUUUCCUCCGUGCUCCCUGCCCCAGCUCAGAGGGCAUGGCGGCUCCCCCCCCACUGAGAGUUUCAGGGGAGACAGGAUGGUUCCUGCUCUUCUCACCCCCCCACCCCCCAUCCCCCAUCCCGACCCCCAGGCCUAGGAAACCUGAUGGACCUCCAAAGGGAACUUCCUCUUUGCAAGUGUCUAUCUCUCAACCCGUUUCCUGCCUCCCGUUGGGAAGCCAUACAGUCAAAUGCAAUAGAAUCAACUAGAACUUGUGAAUUCCAGAACUGGAAAAGAAAACAGAACGAAAAAAACCUGCCACCCCUGGCCUCCCAGAAACAGGCUCUGGGCUCCGGCUCUGUGUCUGGUUGUCAGGUGGCUUAGCGUUCCUCUUCCGUGAGAGAAUACAUUUCCGGUCCUCAGACCCCACCGACUGGCCGUCACGGUCACGGUCCCUCCCUCAGCCCUGGGGUCUCCCUCUUAGCAUCUUGUGCAGCCAGAAAGCAAGGUCAGUCUUGGCCGCCCUGAUUCCCGAUGUGGGGAGAAUAUUCCUUUCUUAACUCGGAAUCCGUGAGCCCUGACCCUCCGGGACAAACACCGUUCAUUCCAUCAUCCAGUCCGAUUUUCUGGUUGCAUUUCUGAUUGUACUUCUCCGCUGAGGAGUAAAAGGGGGAAAGACCGGCUCCCUCCCCCCCCCCCCACCCAGCCCCUGGGGCCUUCGGGAGCAAAUAGGGAAUUCAGUCUGGGGGCCCGGUGGCAGGAAGCAAGGCGUGCCAGGGAACAUUCCAGAUGCCAGGAGGAUGCAGGAUUUCACAUGCCCUUCUUGUGGGCAACCACAUGAAGGAGACGCAGGGCCUGGCCCGGCUGGGCGGUGCAUUGCCAGCACCAGGGCCGGGCCGGGGUUCUGAAUCGGUGCCUUGAUGGAUGCAGAAGAGAAUCGUCCCUCGCCUGUGGGCGGCGGGGCAGGCACACGGGUACAAAGCCCCGAGCUGUCCCUCCCCUUCGGCUGAAGGGCCCCCAGAGGGCCAUGUUCCUCCCUCUGGAAUUCUGAGGGGACAGGCUCGCUGCCCCUCCCUCUGCGCCUCGGGGUGGCUGGGCCUUGGGCUUCUCUGAGCGAGGUGAGGCCUCCGGGCCGUGGAAGCUGCCCCGCAACCAGGGAACAGCCAUGGGGGGGAAGGAGCCACCACUGUUUACACCCCUCCCUGUGCCAGCUGGGUGUUUCUCUGCAGCCGAAGGUGAGGAGGGCGCGAUGGCCCACCCGCUCCCCAAGAAAAGAGCGAUGGCUGAAGAGUCGGCUCUGCAGACGGUUCCCAUUCGCUCCUCAGCCUCUUCUCGAACUCUUACAGAGAAGUGAGGCAGCCCGAGAGGGGGGCUUGGCAGAGGCCACGGGGCUGCCUGGCCUGCCACGAUGCCGCACCUGGCUCCCAGCCGCUCCGCUCAGCUCGUCUGGGGGCUGACUUGGUGCGCUGAUGUCACCAGGACACCAGGGAACGUUCCCGCAGUGUCAGGGGCUCUGUGGCUGCCAGACAGUGGUCAGACCUGGCCUUGGGGGCGACAGUGUGCCCCGUCCUGAGGCGAGAGUGUGGUGCCGGCCCAGGUGGGCCCUGCUGGGACCGAGACUCCAGAAGACCCCAGACCCCAUCGCCCCCAGGAGCCGGCCUCGAGUCUUCUGCCCCUCCCCAAGCAUCCCCCUGUGCACCAAGUGCUCGCUGGUGUCAGGCUGAGUCCCACCAGCCACACGUGGGACAACCCCCCCACCAGGGUGAUGCUUUAGGGCUUCUCUUGGGUUGACGUUCCCUGGUUCCUGACAAAAACCCCGCCCCGCCCACAUGCUCAGGGCAGGCCCCUCCUGUGCUUCCAAGUUGGGGCCCCCCAAGAAGAAUCGGGAGCAUUUCUCACUGGAGGCUUCCCACAGGUUGCCCCCUCAAGUCCCGCAGAGGAAUGAAGCAGGGGACACAGGGCAAGGGGCAGAGAGAAGCCCCCCCCUCAAGUUCCCCUCAGCCCCAAGGGAAGGGAAUUGCAGACUGUCUCAGCUCUUGUAAAAGGUGCGAGUUUAUUCCUCCUGGUCCAGCAUUCUUUGCUUUUCCUUAGCUCCAGUGAGUGCCAUUACAGAGAAUGUGCCCCUUCCUUUGUUUUUUGUUUUUUUAUUGCGUUAUCAGGUACUUAUGUUUCAUUGCACUUUUUAAGAAUCCUGAAUAUAUGAAAUCUUAUUUUUUCCAUUUUCCUUCACACAUUUAAUCAGUGGAACCUUUCAUGUUUUGAUUAUUGCUAGUUAAAUAUCUUUUAUAUGUCAGAAAAUUUAGAUUAAUUCCCACCAUCAUCGACCCCCCCCCUACUUUUUUUUUUAUAUAUAUAUAUACAUCUCCCUGUGUUUCAUGCAUUCCUCUCUGGUCAGCUUGAAAAUCUGAAUUACAAACUCUCUGUCCCUCCUGUGAGAGAGUUGUGAGAUGAGAGAAAGACGGUCACCAUGGCUUUGCCUUACCUUCUGCGGAUGCCCGGGGGCAUAUGAUAACUUCCAACAUUUCCUUCCGGCUAACGCUUCCCAAGGUGACCUUCCACGGUCAUGGCUAUCUGGGUAGACCUCCCAGGAUCUGGGGAGACCUGCCAGGCUGUGGGAGGAAUGCGAGCGAGCAGAGACUAGCGCGGGCCGUCCCGGGGCCUGCCUCUGUGAUGUGACCCAGCGGAACUGUGCCCGUCGAGUCUCCGGGUGUGGACUCCCGCCAGGAGCAAGAAUGGCCCCUCUGUGCUGUCGGCGGUGACAAACAACUACAAGCCCCUGUGUCAGGUUGUCGGAGUUGACCCAGAUUCGUUUUUUGUGUUUGUUUUCUAGUGAAGCAGCUGUCCCGGGAUGGUUCCACCCGGAGACUCAUUGCCCCGUGGGGCCUGGGGUUGCCCUGUGCGGCCCAAGGCGUUCCACCCCUCCUCCCCCAAUGCACAGCUGACCCCAGGUGGCCCGGGCACUGGGGACAGGGCAGCAGGGAGAGGUCGCCCUUGCUUCCUCAGUGUUACUUUCCACAGCCCUCUUUCAUGAUAGUGUUACAAAAGAACUAGGACGUGUCUGUCAGCAGGCCCGAGGCCACUCUGAUGUCAAAGCCAUCAUCAUUUUUCUCACCUCGGUACAAUUAGUUUGAUUCACAGAAUACUCAGUUGUGCCAUUUAUAUCCUGUUGGGGGGUUUUUCCCUCUCCCCUCCCCCUCCCCAUUCAUCUCUAUACUGUAAUUCAUGUUGAUUUAAGAAGUUACAUCCUUUUGGCACAGUGCUCCCAUUCAGUAUGGUUAUAAUAAAAGACUAACGUGGAACU